AUGUAUGAACCAACAAAAAAAUGCUCAAAGUGUAGUGCAAGACACCAUACCUUACUUCAUUUCGGUGACCACGAUCAGAUUGUCAUUUCUGCACAUAUUACAGUGGCCGCGUCGUCUACCAGAGGCCCCCAUGCAUCAGUUUUGUUAGCAACCGCCAGUGUGGUGAUUCAGAAUGAAGAAGGAAAUCACGUCACUGUACGAGCACUAUUAGACAGCGCCAGUCAAAGUAGCUUUAUAACUAAGCGUUGUGUUCAUCUAUUGCAGUUGGUCAGAAAAAAAUGUGACGUUAUGGUACAGGCUUUGUCUGGGACACGUGCUCCUGUGGUAAAAGGAAGCGCCAACAUAAUUAUACGUCCUGUCGAUCAAGAAAAACCACAAUUUAACGUAGACGUCCUAAUUUUAUCUCGUAUAACAGGACCUGUGCUGCCAGAACGCGUCUGGUCAGAUAACUGGACCCACACACAUAGAUUACAAUUAGCCGACCCUGAAUAUUCCGAGACGCUACCGAUUGACGUUUUGCUCGGUGCCGAUGUUUUCCCGUACCUUUUCCUAGGUGAUAAAAGGAAAGGUAUCGCGGGACAACUGAUUGCCAUGUUUACUGUCUUUGGGUGGGUGCUCAUGGGAAAAACGUCCAGUUCACCAGACAGGAACAUAGUCACUAUGUGCUCAAUCACGUAUUCGGUAGACCGAAUGUUACAGCGUUUUCUAGAAAACGAAAACGUUCCAACCGUAGAGAAAUCUAGUCAGGCUGACUUGGAAUGUGAACGAAUAUAUCAAUCGACCACAACGCGCCAAUCGCAUGGUCGUUAUAUAGUGCACUUACCAUUCCUGCAAGACCCAUCACUUCUCGGGAAAUCGGAAGACGUGGCAUUGCGUCGGUUAGAGCAGUUGGAAAUCAGUUCCAACAGUUUCCUGAGCUCCGUGACGAGUAUCACAACGCAAUGA
Molecule: messenger RNA, 945 nt
Organism: Acyrthosiphon pisum (pea aphid)
Lineage: Eukaryota; Metazoa; Arthropoda; Insecta; Hemiptera; Aphididae
Exons: 1
Coding region: 1-945 (314 amino acids)
Source: RefSeq, a predicted model, not a curated record